AUCAUUAACAUAAAAUAAAUUCAAUAAUCAAUAAUAAAAUGAUUAAAAUUUCGGACAAUUUUCCAUGGAAAUGAAAAUAAAACCAGGGUGUAGGUGGCAGGACGGGAGGGUGGUGGAAGCAUUGGGUGCAAAGGCUAGCCAUAUAAAUGCCUUUCCUUAACUGCAGGAAUUUGGGGUUUUUCGUGUACGUAAAUUUGAUUUUGUGACUGUCCGAAAGAGGGUAAGGGGUAUGGAAGCUCGUUCAAUGGACGCGGAAGCUUGCUCAGUAGAAGCACCGCCCAUACGGCGGCUAGAGGAGUCGGUGGUGAAUCGAAUCGCAGCAGGGGAAGUUAUCCAGCGCCCAUUUUCUGCCGUGAAAGAAUUGGUGGAGAACAGCCUGGAUGCGUCCUCUUCUUCCAUCAAUGUCUACAUCAAGGACGGAGGUCUCAAGCUCAUUCAGGUCUCCGACAAUGGCCACGGCAUUCGAUAUGAAGACUUGCCUAUAUUAUGUGAGAGGCAUACAACGUCAAAGUUGACUUCAUAUGAAGAUUUGAAAACAAUCAGCUCUCUAGGUUUCCGAGGAGAAGCUUUAGCUAGUAUGACAUUUGUUGCACACGUGACUGUUACAACAAUCACAGAAGGUCAAACACAUGGUUACAGAGCAUCAUAUAAGGAUGGAGUAUUGGAACAGGAGCCUCGCCCUUGUGCAGCAGUGAAAGGAACUCAGAUAAUGGUUGAAAAUCUUUUUUAUAACAUGGCUGCUCGUAGAAAAUCAUUCAAGAAUUUAAGCGAUGAGUAUGCACGCAUUUUAGAUGUUAUUAGUCGUUAUGCAAUUCAGAAGAUAAAUGUGAGCUUUUCUUGCAAAAAGCAUGGUGAUAGCACAACAGAUGUUCACACGACAGGUAUGGGUUCAAGAAUAGAUGCAAUUAGGUCCAUUUAUGGUCCAUCUGUUGCUCGUGAGCUUGUUGAAAUAACAGCUUCAGAUGACGAUAUCUCACGCUCAAUCUUCAAGAUGGAAGGUCUCGUUUCAAGUGCAAAUUACAGUGCUAAGAAAACCACUAUGGUGCUUUUUAUAAAUGAUAGGCUGGUUGAAUGCAGCCCACUGAAAAAAGCUAUUGAAGUGGUUUACUCUGCCAUCUUGCCAAAAGCAUCAAAGCCUUUUAUCUAUAUGUCUAUAGUGCUGCCGUCUGAACAUGUUGAUGUGAAUAUUCAUCCUACAAAAAGGGAGGUCAGUCUUUUGAAUCAAGAGAGUCUUGUGGACACCAUACAGAACGCUGUUGAGGCAAAAUUGAUGCACUCAAACACAACAAGGAUAUUUUACACCCAGAAAACUCUGCCUGGCAUAUCAAAGGUUGCUAAUACUGAAGAGGAAGAAAGUUUAUCCCAAAAGCUUGAAACAAAAUUACCAAAUGUUCCAGUCCGUAAAAUAGUACGGACAGAUUCAUCAAAUCCAGCAGGAAGGAUGCAUGCUUUCUUACAAAAGAAGCCUAAUGGAGGUCAGGAAGCUCAAGGUGAUCUGGUUACUAUAAGGCAUGCUGUAAGACAAAGACGCAAUCCAAAGGAAACUGCAGAUUUGACAAGCAUACAUGAGCUCAUGGAUGCUGUUGAUCGGAAUACUCACUCAGGGCUAUUGGAUAUUGUCAAAGAUUGUACAUAUGUUGGGAUGGCAGACAACACUUCGGCAUUGGUGCAAUACAAGACACAAUUGUAUCUUGUGAAUGUCGUGAAACUAAGUAGAGAGCUUAUGUAUCAGCAGGUUAUUCGACGAUUUGCUCAUUUUGAUGCCCUGCAGCUAAGUAAUCCUCCUCCUAUUUUUGAAUUGCUUCUGAUUUCCCUUGAUGAAGAGGAGCGAAGUGGUCUGUGGGAUGAAAGCGAUGGUCCCAAAGAGCAGAUAGCAAGGUUGAACGUUGAACUGCUUGAAAAGAAGUAUGAAAUGUUAAAAGAAUAUUUUUGUGUUGGAAUUGAUCAGCAAGGCAACCUAUAUAACCUGCCACUAGUGCUUGACCAAUAUACUCCUGACAUGGAUCGUCUUCCCCAGUUUGUUUGGACUUUGACAAACGAUGUUGACUGGGAUACAGAAAAAGGUUGCUUUGAGUCCAUUGCUGCUGCUAUUGGGGAUUUCUAUGCUCUGCAUCCUCCACUUUUGCCAAAUCCCUCCGAAGAAGGACCGAAAUUUUAUCAGAUAUCAGAAGGAAAUGAUCACAUGGAUCAACAGAAAGAAACUAAUAUUGAUGAGGAUCUAAUUGAAGAAGCAAAAAUAAAAUGGGACCAGAGGGAAUGGGCAAUACAACAUAUUCUAUUCCCAUCUUUGAAAUUGUUUCUUAAACCUCCAAAAGAGAUGGCCAGCGAUGGUACAUUCGUACAGGUAGCCUGUUUGGAAAAUCUUUUCAAGAUUUUUGAGAGAUGUUGAUGGUUUGUUUUCUUCAACAGCUUCAAGUGUUUUCAUCUCUUCAAUUUGUAUCAAUGUAUUAUUAAAACCACUCAAUUUUGUAGUGGUGGUUGGAUUAAUAAUCUGUUGCUUGUCUAGUGCUUAAAAUAGAUGCUAGAAUCGGAUGUUUUAUUUAGGUGAAGCAUUGUCAUCGUCUAAUAUUGUAAUAUUUUAAAGUUUUUGAAUGGCUGUGAGCAUAAAUGUUUUUAGUUAGCUUUUCAAUUUCUUCGCAUAUGCUGUCAAUUAAUUUUGUAUAUACAACUUUGACAUUGGUGCGUGCCUCUGAAACAAGUCCUAAUUCUCCAGGAUUUGAUGCACUUGAAAUGAAGGUUAAAAGAGUUGAUUCUUUUUGUAA
Messenger RNA from Cryptomeria japonica (Japanese cedar), 2762 nucleotides. RefSeq names its product DNA mismatch repair protein MLH1. Gene Ontology annotation, cellular component: MutLalpha complex. NCBI's taxonomy places the organism in Eukaryota, Viridiplantae, Streptophyta, Pinopsida, Cupressales, Cupressaceae. The record is from RefSeq and is a predicted model, not a curated record. Gene Ontology annotation, molecular function: mismatched DNA binding; ATP-dependent DNA damage sensor activity; ATP hydrolysis activity. Bases 230 to 2389 code for a protein of 719 amino acids. Gene Ontology annotation, biological process: mismatch repair. The transcript has 16 exons.